Molecule: messenger RNA, 3644 nt
Organism: Ruditapes philippinarum (Manila clam)
Lineage: Eukaryota; Metazoa; Mollusca; Bivalvia; Venerida; Veneridae
Product: serine/threonine-protein phosphatase 5-like
Exons: 13
Cellular component (GO): nucleus; cytosol
Molecular function (GO): protein serine/threonine phosphatase activity; protein binding
Source: RefSeq, a predicted model, not a curated record
AGGAAGACUAUAACCAAGCAGUUACAUUUUACACACAAGCUAUUGAUCUGAAUCCAAAUGUUGCUGCCUACUAUGGUAACAGAAGCUUUGCUUACCUUAGGACAGAGUGUUUUGGAUAUGCUCUACAAGAUGCUACCAAGGCACUGCAGAAAGAUCCAAAAUACCUUAAGGCAUAUUACAGACGUGCAUCAGCAAAUAUGGCCCUAGGAAAAUUCAAAUUGGCACUCAAAGACUUUGAAGCUGUUGUAAAAGUGAGACCAAAUGAUAAAGAUGCCAAGGCUAAAUACACAGAAUGUAAUAAGAUAGUGAAGAUGAAUGCCUUUGCUAAAGCUAUAGCCGUCAACGACACCAAAUCUGUGGCAGAAAGUCUAGAUCUAGAAAGCAUGACUAUAGAAGAUGAAUACAAGGGACCAAGGCUUGAAAAUGGGAAUGUGACACUUUCUUUUGUUCAGGAGUUGAUGGACACUUUCAAAGAUCAGAAAAAACUACACCGCAAAUAUGCCUAUCAGAUAUUAUUGAAUGUAUGUAAAUUGUUCCAAGAACAGCCGUCAUUAGUAGAUAUAACAGUGCCUGAGGGAGAAAAGUUUACAGUGUGUGGGGAUAUACACGGGCAGUAUUAUGAUCUCCUAAAUAUAUUCAAACUGAACGGUCUCCCAUCUGAAUCUAAUCCAUAUUUAUUUAAUGGUGAUUUUGUAGAUAGAGGAUCAUUUUCCGUGGAAUGUAUAUUUACAUUGUUUUCUCUCAAACUUUUAUACCCAAAUCACUUUUUCAUGGCCAGAGGUAAUCAUGAAAGUUUCACAAUGAACCAGAUGUAUGGUUUUGAGGGAGAAGUGAAGGAAAAAUAUACUUCCAAAAUGGCUGAUUUAUUUACAGAAGUGUUCAACUGGUUACCACUAUCUCACUGUAUAAACAACAAAAUCCUGGUGAUGCAUGGUGGAUUGUUUAGGGAUGAAAAUGUCACAUUAGAUGAUAUAAGAAAAUAUGAUAGAAAUAGACAGCCUCCUGAAGAUGGUGUGAUGUGUGAGUUACUCUGGUCAGAUCCUCAACCUCAAUGUGGGAGAUCUCAAAGUAAACGAGGGGUCGGUACUCAGUUUGGACCAGAUGUUACAAAGAGGUUUCUACAGAAGAACAAAUUAGACUAUGUGAUAAGAAGUCAUGAAGUAAAGAAUGAUGGUUAUGAAGUUGCUCAUGAUGGAAAAUGUAUAACUGUGUUUUCUGCACCAAAUUACUGUGAUACUAUGGGAAACAAAGGAGCUUUUAUAACAUUGAAGGGGGAAGAUCUCACACCAAAAUUUACAUCAUUUGAAGCUGUUCCUCAUCCAAAUGUUAAACCUAUGCAAUAUGCAAGCUCAUUGUUUGGACUCUUUUAAUGGAGGAUGUAUCUUAGUUACAGUGAUAUUUCUCAACAUCAGACCACAAUACAUCUAACAAAUUAACCACCAACAACAUGUCUUAUUGCAAUGUAUGAAUCAUAGUGUUAUUAAAAUAUAAGGAAUGUAAAUUAUUGAAAAAGAAGACUGAUUACAACAAACACAUACUAUAAUUUUCUUAAAGUGUAUUAAGCUAUAUAUAUGCUGCCUAUAAAUUAUCAUUUUAAAAAGAAUACUUCUAAAAUACCUGUAUGAAAGGAAAUAUGUUUGUGUAAUUUCCUAAAAAGCAACGGCAGAUUCAGGAAAUCACUGCUUAACAGUUGAAACCCUAUAGCAGCAUAUUUUGUUUUGAAACAUUUUAUUCUGUUUACCUAUAAUAUGCAUAUGUGUUUAAUAACUUAUUGAACAAUUAACGGAGGCAUGCCAUAAUUAUGUUACAAGUCUUUAAAGGAUAGACCAUAAGAUUAUGGAAACAUUGGAAACAAUAACAUUUAUUUAUUAUAUAAAAAAUGUUUCAUUACAUAUAGCUUGAUACCCCUUUAAAUGCCCAUCUUUAGCAUAAGCAUCUAGUUUACUCAUAAUUAGUGUUCUGAAUAGUUGUUCCUUUGUUGUGUUCACUAUAAUGCUUGAAUUAGAAGAAAACUAAGUUCAUGUUAAUGUUGUCAUAAUACACUUUUCUCGAGUGUGAGGUGAAAAUUUUCACUAAAAGAACUAGAUUGAUAUCUGUCAUUAAGUUAUUUUGAAAGUCAGUGAUUACUGUAUGUAUGACAUGGGGCAUUAUUUGAAGUAAAGCUUUUAUGUAUUUCUACUCUGUGUAUUCUUUAUAAGAAAUGUUCGCUCUGACAAUCUAAUUAAGCUGGAAGCAGUUUGAAUCAUGACAAAAAAGUUGGAUGCAGUAGUGUUAUAAAAUGAUUUUUGUCUUAAUCAUAACUGAAAUGUGGAAAUGAAAAUAAAUAUUCUUUUGAGCAGGGAAAAAACACAAAUAAGGUUUUACAUUUUUUUUUCAAGUACAUGUAAAAGUCUUCUUCUGCACUGAAGUUUAGCAACUUUUUGACUUGAAAAUAUUUUAACAAAACAAACAAACUGUUACAGCCUUUAGAAAUGUAAAACUAAUUAUGAUCUUAAGCUAUGAUUUCAGUAUCGUUGUGCCUCUCUGUGUAGUUACAAAGUCAGUAGUAUGUCAAAAUAUCAGAGUUGUUAUUGCCAUAUUAACAACUUGAGUGUUGUUAAACUGUAUAAGUAAAUAUUUCCUCAAGGAAAUGUUAUUUGAGCCGCGCCAUGACAAAACCAUGAUCAGGAUCCAUGCUGUUCGCUAUCAGUUUCUCUACUUGUUAUAGAGUAUGUAAGCGAACAGCAUGGAUGCGGAUGCGCAGGCUGGUCUGGAUCCAUGCUGGUCGCAAACCCAUUAUGUUGGUUUUGUCAUGACGCGGCUUAUUUCUGCAUGAAAUUGAGAUGAAAAUUUUCAAGUUAUGCUAGAAAUUUCUUUUCUCAAACAAGCCAGUUAAGUUAGUUAACCAUCUUUGAUAAAUGUCUUUAAUGAUCAAAUUAUUUUUGAUAUUUUUUUUUAUACAAUUUUACCCCUAAAACUACCUAGUUUUAGAUCACAUUUAUUUGAUAUUUAUCGCCUUGAGUAUUUAAAUUAGUUGUUUAAUUAUAUGAAUAGUGCUGUUUGCUGUGUUUACAAUUAGGAAAAACCAACAGACAAGGUUAACACAGUGUACUCUGGUUUUAUCUUGGUAAUUUAGUGUUUAGAAAUGGUACCGGUGUUUUCUACAAAAUGUUUCAUUUCUUUGUUUGAAGCAGAAAUGUUUGAACCAGUAGUUAAAUAUUGCCCAAUCAGGAAGUAAAGCUUUGAAUGUUGUGGUUAAUAGUCCAGUCUGAAUGUCCUGCAUCUUAUUACUUAAUGUUCAACAUCUUAAUUUUACUUAAUAUUGAUCACAUAUUUCAUAUUGAUGUCUGAUUAAGCUUUUACUUUAUUUCAAAAUUGAUCCUCAUUUCCUAAUACUUCAAUUUUCACUUUAAUGCACAAGUUCCUUCAGAUAUCUACUUGAACAGCUUAUGUAAGUUUUUCCUGAUUGAGAAGUAUGUUAAUUAAGUUAUAUAUAUAUUUUCUACAUCAAUACACUGUCCACUCAGGUUAUACUUUUCAUUGAAAUCUAGUAUUGUAAUACACUGGAAUUGUUUUUAAACGAUAAAACUGGUGUUUAUAUCUACUAAUGUAUAUUGUUAAUGAAAUAGAAAACUCACUUGAACUAAUAAAUUGCCUUUUAUAAG